CUGUGCAUCUUUCAAUGCCAAAUUAGUACAUUGUAAAAUUUUGAAAGUGCUAUCUAUGAGUGCUAUCACAAAGUAUGGUGAACAGCUUUCAAAUUGUUGAACACAUAUAUCAGCCGUUCCAAAACAUUGGAAGGUUAUUAUGGAUUAUCCCAGCUUCAGUUUCGAAUACAUGGAUGCGUCGUUAUUUAAUUUUCUAGAGGAGACUUUGAGCCGAGUUUCACCACUGCCUGUCAACAAGGACGCACAUGUUGAUGUCAAGAAUACAUCCACCGGACAAAGGCUGACCCCUUGUCCGUCCUCUCAGCUCAAUUACACAGAUGGUAAGGUGGGUGGCCUUGAAAGAUGCACAUAUACUAGAGUUGAGACAGUGAGUGAGGCGUCUAUCAUUGGAGGUUGUAUGACCACACUGGUAGGAACACACGAAGGAAUAGUGACUUCAGAUGAUGGCAUACAUAGUAUCAUAGUCGAACAGGAAAGCACAGCAAAUUCAGGUCAUGAAUUGGAUUAUCCCACCGUCUACACCCUAGAAGCACCUUCUGUUACCAUGGCUACGAGUGAUGUUAAUGGAGUACAAUAUGAAAAAAACUCAGAUUUGUUAAACAUCUGUCAAAAUUCUUCUGGCAGCUUUAGUGUUAGUACAAAUGUGUCCCGAGAAUUAAACACUUCUAGGCAAGGGGAAGAUCACGUGGUUUAUACCACUGGACAUGACUACUAUUCUAUAACUCCUGGGCAAAACCUACACCAUUCACUAACUGAGCCUUCCUACAUGUCUAGUGAGCCUCAAGAGGCUGUCUUUUUAAUGGGAGAAAAUGAAAUACAUUCCACUGAACCUUUAUGUAGCAGUAUUUUGGAAACCACAACCUCAGAGCAUGACAUAGACCAGGUAUUAGAUCUCAUCAUCGAUCACAGUCAUGACAUUCCAGCAACAAACCAGACAGGUAGUGAUAUUUCUCAUCCACUUUCAUCAAGUUUUACACUACCACAUUUAUCAGGACCGCCUCCUGCGGAAGACUAUAAUUCAAAAGUAAAGCCCACAGAAAAGAGGCGACGAAGACGGGAGAAGAACCCAGACCCACCUCCCGAGGCGAUACUGCCUCCGUGUAAAGUAUGUGGUGAUAAAUCAUCGGGAUAUCAUUACGGCACAAACACUUGUGAACCAUGCAAGGCAUUUUUCCGACGCACAUUGAAGAAGAAAGAGGUUGACUACAAGUGUAAAUGCUGCCGUGAUGAGCAGGAGAUAUGGAAAAAGGGUCACUACAAGAACGGCUGCUCAGCCUGUCGCUACGAGAGGUGCCUCGCCGUCGGCAUGUCCAAAAACGCAAUCAAAAUUGGAAGAUAUACAAACAACCAUAAAACAAGCAAUAUAAAACAAGUGAAAAGCCUGGAGUCCAGAAAAAGAACCAGUCAAGCCGACGGAGCAGACAACAGUCCGGUGAACCUUGUGACCAGUCCACAAUCUCCUCAAGAGUCCCAAGGAACCAAUCUUGAUGCCCAAGAUCCACUACCAGGACCAAGUGGCUGUGGCACAGAUGACUCUCAAGCAGCGAGAAGCUUGUUUGAGAUCGGUCUUUCCAAGGCGAUAUCACACACCAGUCCACUGUCCAACGUUGACCUGUCAUCUCCUAGACCAUCUGCCACCUCCUCGUCCGCCCUAGAGUCAGACUACGCUCUCAGCCCAAACUCCCCCAUCGCUUCGCUAGAACCCUCAGGUUCUCAGGGUCGGCCGUUGGCAUCCACCUGCACUACUCCCUAUUAUUUAAAAUCUGGGAUGACACUGAAAGAGAUCGACACUACAGUUAAGAUUGUUACAGAGGCUCACCGGAGCACAGGGUUGAUCCCGAAACAAUCAGCUGAUGAGGUCAAGAGGAAGCAGGCUGAAUAUCUGGAGAAGUACAAAUUGAAGACACAGCUGUUCGGGGAAAUGAGAACCAUUUCCCGGGCCGAGUUUGCAGAGUUUUAUAAGGCCACAGGACUUGAUUUAGAUGGCCGUCGUGAGAGAAUUAAUGCGGCCAUGGAUCAUUUCCAGAAGAGAAUCACAUUGUUUGUGGCGUUUGCAAAAGCCAUACCAGGUUUCAAUGAGUUGUGUUUGGACGACCAGUUAUCCUUGAUCAAAGUGUCCAGAUUUGAAUCUAGCCUUAUUAGUGCCUACAAGCAAAUGCUGGUCAACUUUAAUCAGUCCACUGAAGUAGCGGUCACUCCAUGGGGUGGGACAUUUCACCUGAGCGAGCUCCAAGGCUUUCUUCCUUUAGACAUUCUUAAGUUAAGAUUCAAGAUGGCCAUCCGGCUGAAUGCAUUGGGACUCUCACUACAGGAGGAGGCUGUUCUAAGAGGCAUCGUAACAAUGUGCCCAGAUCAGUGUGAGUUGAAGGAUAGAGCCAAAGUGGAGUGCAUUCAGGAGAAGCUGUUUGUGUGUUUACAACACAUGUUGAAUGUUCGCCACGGAGGGACGGGAAACCUGCUCUACAAGAUCAUGGACAUUAUCACUGAAAUGCGCAUUUUGACGGAAGGCUUGUCUCAGUUCGCUAGAGGUGCCUUAAAAGACAUGAACCCUCAUUUCAAGGAGAAAUUCUCAUUGUUAAGAGAAUUUAUGAGCUGAAUAUUGAAUAAGAUCAAGUGUGGUCAGACAAUGUAAUGUGAUCGUCUAGCUUUAAGUUAAUUAAUUCUUAAUGUAAUAUUAAGUUUGUGUGUUGUAAGUCAAUUGCUUGACAACUCAUAUUUUCAAGUAAAGAGUUACUAUUUUCAUCUUUUGUUCCUUUUAAAUCAUUUGUAUUCACAGGACAGUCAGCGUUUGAAAUGUACUAAACUAGGGUUAGCUUAGUUAAAAUGACUCUUACGGUAUUUAAAUCAAUAUAUGUACACAUGUAUAACAAAUAUAAUUUUUUAGUGAUACCCCUUUACUACUUACUAAAUAAUGCGUUUAAGGAAAAUAAUACUUACUGAUAACAAGAUUGUAACCGUAUACAUAUUUAAUAGCUAAAAAUACACAAAUAUUAAAUGACUGGUUGGAUUUAAAUGAGUACCAGUGAUGAACUAUCGUCUCAUAAGGUAGAAAAAUCAGAAUGUUAAAUGUAAAUAUGUAUUAUUAUGUUUUGAUAAUGACAUGACCUGCAUGGCAAAAGUGUAUCUGAAUUAAAAUAAAAUAUGUUCAAACUUAAUAUAAAAACUGCAUUUCUAAUAUAUCUCAUUAAAAUCUGUUAUAUUCAAUAGUUUGUAUUUUGUUUAUUUUAUUGUAAAUGAUUAAAGGAAUAACUUUAUAAAGUAUUUAAUCCAAAAGAUAUAAAAACAAUAUAUAUUGAGCAUCUCCCACGUGAUUUGCCUCGAUGAACAUGAAGCGAAACCCGUCUGCAAACUACAAAUAAAAAAUGAUAAACCCAUGUAAUGUCGUCUACUUUUUAUUUAUAAUUUUCAUGAGCCUUUACACUUUUUGAGCCCCUCUAAUUGGGUUAGAGCCAUAUGCCGAGUAGACUUCAUUAUGUAGGUUAUCAAUCUUAUACUGGUUUAAGUCUUGGAAGUCUUCUUGUACAUAAUAGCCGUUCCAGUAUUUCCACUGCAUUAUGUAUUAAAUGAGUAAAUAUAUAGCUUGAUACUGACGUUAACUUCAAGUUU
Messenger RNA from Mya arenaria, 3606 nucleotides. RefSeq names its product nuclear receptor ROR-beta-like. The transcript has 11 exons. Bases 140 to 2596 code for a protein of 818 amino acids. Gene Ontology annotation, biological process: regulation of DNA-templated transcription. NCBI's taxonomy places the organism in Eukaryota, Metazoa, Mollusca, Bivalvia, Myida, Myidae. Gene Ontology annotation, molecular function: DNA-binding transcription factor activity; sequence-specific DNA binding; zinc ion binding. The record is from RefSeq and is a predicted model, not a curated record.